AUGGCUGAUUUGGGAUGUUUACGGAGCAUGCAUGCUAGAGUGAAAAAUUCUAGUAAAGCUUUUGUUAUUAAACAAUUUGAUGAUGUUCAUACGUGUGGAUCUUCUUUUCGUACAAUUAAACAUACUAGGAUGACUUUGAGUAUGAUUGGUGGGCAAAUUUUAAGUGAGGUUCGUAAUAAGGCUUUGACAUCGGUUAGUGAGGUGGUUUGUGAUUUCAAGGACUAUUACGGAAUAGAAGUUUCUUAUCAGCGAGCUUGGAUGGGUGUUGAAAAAACAAGGGAUGUUGUUUUUGGUGACUAUUCAUCUUCAUUUGAUGAUCUUCAUUGGUAUGUUGAUACCGCUAAUGAUUGUAAUCCGGGGAGUGUUUUUGAUAUGGAAUUUGAUAUUUAUAUUAAAGAAAGACAUUUUAAAUGCUUGUUUUUUGGCUUUGAGGCAUAUAUUCAUGGUUUUAAGUAUUGUCGACCUGUGUUGAUGCUUGAUGAAACUUUCUUGAAAGGAAGACACAAAGGUUGUUUAUUGGCUGCUACGGAAAAAGACAGUAACCAAGGUUUAUAUCCAUUAUGUUUUGCCAUUGUUGAUAGUGAACGUUAUGACAAUUAG
Camellia sinensis is the source of this 600-nucleotide messenger RNA. RefSeq lists its product as uncharacterized. Lineage: Eukaryota; Viridiplantae; Streptophyta; Magnoliopsida; Ericales; Theaceae. The record is from RefSeq and is a predicted model, not a curated record.